AUGAUGAGGGCGCUCGCGGCGACGCCCGGCGGGGCGCACGUGACGGGAUUGACGGUCCCUGCCCUGUCAGGGAACUCUUGGGACUUAUGGACGCAUUUGACGUCGGAGGCGGAGCUGCAGGGGGUGGCGCGGGUCCUGCAGACGCGCACAGUGCGGGACCGCCUGCGCUUUCUGAAGAUCGCGGUGGGGCGGGACGCCUUGAUGCAACACCGGGCUGCCGAGGUACUGCACGGAGCGCUGGGUGGUCUGUCGGCGCUGCAGCACCUGCAGCUCGACCACCCCAGUGCACACUUGGCAAACGUCGUUGACCAGCUCAGCGGGCUCAGGACGCUCGAGGUGCGGCAGGGGCUGUGGAUGCAUGAUCGUGGAUUCACAGCCGCGGAGUGGUCCGCGUUCUGGGUCGCUCUGGAGCGGGCGACGGACCUGCGCAGCCUCACGUUGUCCGACUGGGCCGAUCGGGACGCAAGCGCGGAGCUGCGGGCCCUGCCGGCGCGGCUGGAGGUACUCUGCAUGAAUUGCGAGCACCCCCUUCGCUGGUGGGACGGCAUCAACCUGCGGUCGCUGAACCUGGAGCGUAUGGGACACUUCGAGCGCUGGGACAGGCUGGCGGAGCUCCUGAGCCGCAGCAGGAAGCUGACGCGGCUGCGGGUGGGGGGUAUUUCAGAUCGCCCGCACAUCGACCCGGACGCCGUGCUUGCGGUGUUUUCGGCCCUGGAGCACAGCCAGGUGGAGGACCUCUCGUUGGCGUGCUCAUUCGAAGCAGAAGGAGCCUUUCGCGAGGCGUUGGGGGCCGCCGUUGCCUCCGCGGUGCGCAACAUGCCCGCGCUCCAAGAGCUGCACCUUUCGGGCCCGACGACGCGCGAGGCGGACCCCGAUGGCUGGCUCGGAUUCGAUCGGUCCGCGGCGGUGGCGGCCCUGCGCGACACGGCGACGCUGCGCACGCUGCGGCUCGACCUGUGCAGUUCCAAGAUCGAACCGGGUCUCGGCGCGGCUCUGGGCGGCCUGGUCAGUCGGAGCACGUCGCUCGCGGAGCUGCACCUGCACCGCUUCGAGUGCCCCGCGGGAUCAUACAGUGAGCUCUUCCAGGGCCUGGGCGAGAACAGGACGCUGCAGGUGCUGCGGUGCUGCAGCGGCGGGGAGGCGCCGCUGGACAACGGCUUCGUGCGCCGGCUGAUGGACGCGCUGUACGGUGGCGGCCGCCACGAAGGCCGGCAACUGCACACGCUCGAGAUUCGGUCCAGCCGCGUCAGGCACGCCGGCGUUGCGCACAUCGCGCAGGUCCUGGAAGACCGGCCAUCGGUCAAGCUGCGGCGGCUGACUCUCGAGGGCGUCGACGUCGGGCUGGAAUCCAUCGGGUUCGCGCUGCAACGGAACUGCGCGCUCGUGUCGCUGCGGGUCCCUGUCAACGAAGACCGCAUAUACCGGGAGGUGGCGACGUUGGAGGAGGCGCUGGUGGACAACACGACGCUGCGGCACCUGGACAUCAGGGAGCUCGAGGGCGGUUCGCUGUAUUCGACAAAUGUCGGGAAGCAGCUGCGAGAGGUGUGGCACGCGCAGCGGUUUGCGAUGGCCCUGCGCGAGGCCAUCGGGGGGAAGCCGAACAGGACGCCCGGAGAAUAUUUCAUGCGGAUGAUGGCGCGCUGA
Pedinophyceae sp. YPF-701 is the source of this 1644-nucleotide messenger RNA. The record is from the annotation of a GenBank genome assembly. Lineage: Eukaryota; Viridiplantae; Chlorophyta; Pedinophyceae.